Messenger RNA from Dromaius novaehollandiae (emu), 2204 nucleotides. It is a transcript of the gene HADHB, whose product is annotated as hydroxyacyl-CoA dehydrogenase trifunctional multienzyme complex subunit beta. The transcript has 16 exons. Gene Ontology annotation, molecular function: acyltransferase activity, transferring groups other than amino-acyl groups. Bases 20 to 1444 code for a protein of 474 amino acids. Gene Ontology annotation, cellular component: mitochondrion. Gene Ontology annotation, biological process: fatty acid beta-oxidation. NCBI's taxonomy places the organism in Eukaryota, Metazoa, Chordata, Aves, Casuariiformes, Dromaiidae. The record is from RefSeq and is a predicted model, not a curated record.
CUGGGCCGGAGAUCUCAAAAUGACUUCCAUGUUGACCUGUGUCAUCAGAAACCUCCCUGCUUCCUCAGCAUGGGCUGCCAGGGUCUCUGCGAGGUCGCUCAGCUGCUCUUCGCAGUUACAAGCAGCAGCUGUCCAGCCUAAGAGUAAGAAGACAUUAGCCAAAAGUGGCAUGAAGAAUAUUGUUGUUGUAGAGGGCGUCCGUAUUCCAUUUUUGCAAUCUGGCACCUCGUAUGCGGAUCUUAUGCCACAUGACUUAGCCAGAGCAGCAUUGCAAGGGUUGCUGAACCGGACCAGUGUCCCAAAGGAUGUUGUUGAUUACAUUGUUUAUGGCACAGUUAUCCAGGAAGUGAAAACAAGCAACGUUGCCAGAGAGGCUGCCUUGGGAGCUGGUUUCUCUGACAAAACUCCAGCCCACACAGUCACUAUGGCUUGCAUUUCUUCAAACCAGGCUAUGACUACAGGUGUGGGUAUGAUUGCGGCUGGCCAGUGCGAUGUCGUCGUAGCAGGGGGUGUGGAGUUGAUGUCAGAUGUUCCCAUUCGUCACAAUAGGAAGAUGAGGAAGACUAUGCUCACACUUAACAAAGCCAAGACUUUGGGCCAGAAGGUCUCUCUGAUUUCCAAAAUUCGCCCUGGCCACUUUGCUCCUGAGCUACCAGCUGUGGCAGAGUUCUCCACCAAUGAGACUAUGGGGCACUCUGCCGAUCGUUUGGCUGCUGCCUUUUCAGUCUCCCGCGUGGAGCAAGAUGAAUAUGCCCUCCGUUCACACACACUAGCCAAGAAAGCCCAGGAUGGAGGCUUGCUACUCGAUGUGGUACCCUUCAAAGUGCCAGGCAGAGAUACAGUAACCAAAGAUAAUGGAAUCCGUCCUUCCUCAAUGGAGCAGAUGGGCAAGCUGAAGCCGUCUUUUGUCAAGCCGUAUGGAACUGUCACAGCUGCCAACUCAUCCUUCCUGACAGAUGGUGCUUCGGCAGUUCUGCUCAUGUCCGAGGAGAAGGCUCUGGCCAUGGGAUACAAACCAAAGGCCUACCUAAGGGACUUUGUGUAUGUGUCCCAGGAUCCAAAGGACGAACUGCUGCUCGGCCCAACGUACGCUACUCCCAAAGUGCUAGAGAAGGCUGGUCUAACCAUGGCUGACAUUGAUGUAUUUGAAUUUCACGAAGCCUUUGCUGGGCAAAUUCUGGCCACCAUGAAAGCUAUGGAUUCAGACUGGUUUGCACAAAACUACAUGGGCAGAAAGUCAAAGAUUGGAGCCCCACCGCUGGAUAAGUUCAAUAUCUGGGGUGGCUCCCUGUCGCUGGGACAUCCUUUUGCUGCCACUGGUUGCCGUCUAGUGAUUACUGCUGCUCAUAGACUGAAGAAGGAGGGAGGACAGUACGGUCUGGUUGCUGCCUGUGCUGCAGGAGGACAGGGGCACGCAAUGAUCGUGGAGGCUUACCCUCAGUAAUGGGACAAGGGACUGCUGAACGGAUAUUCAUACGUCCUGUGCCUGGCAAUACCAUUUCAAUGCACUAAUAAUAACACGUAUAAUCAUUCUGAGGAUUUUUGGUGGCCUUUGUAAAUAUCUUCUAGCUACUCAGCUAAUAAUUUUCAACCAAGGAACACACACUAGGAAAAUAUUCCCCAGAAGAGUUGAUAUGGUUCUUAGUCUGUCUAGGGUCCUUGUAACCAAACAGAUUUUCACUGUAAAUCUUUUAUAAGCAAGACUUUUUUUUGGGGGGGGGAUACGGAGAAAAAGAAUGAUUCCAAAACUAUGUACAAAGAAUUACAUUUGGAGUUAAGGAGAACUGUAAAGUGGUGAAUGUCUGCAGGGUAAGAUGUGAGCUAGUGUGCCCUUGUAGAGAGUAACAGUUAUUUUUAGAAACAGGUUCAGACUGAGUUGGCUGACCUGGUUUGUAAGGAGGAAGCGUGCUGCAGGAUGUCAAAACAGCACUGGAUUUAGCAAAUUGCUUCUGAGAAAUGAAUAUCACUGAUGUUAGCCACAAUACAGCCACAAUAAAAGGAAAAAUAAAGUUUGACCUCCCCCUGCUUCUCCUUGCCUGCAAUGUAUAGACUUUUUCUGCGCUGUUUGUUCUGAAGGCUGUGUGCUCUGAGAUGUUACCGGGUAUCUGCUUUCUGAUCUCUUGAAAAUGGGACACAGACUGUCUGAAAACUGCCCAGAAUUCACCUUGAUCUCUAGAGCCUAAAUAAAUCACCAAGGUAACACA